Molecule: messenger RNA, 682 nt
Organism: Zea mays
Lineage: Eukaryota; Viridiplantae; Streptophyta; Magnoliopsida; Poales; Poaceae
Exons: 1
Coding region: 67-456 (129 amino acids)
Source: RefSeq, marked validated
AGUUCUCUCCCGUUUCCUCCGCCUCGCCCUCGUAUCUUCCUCCCCUCCUCGAUCGCCGCUCCGGCCAUGGCGAACGACGGGUCGCAGAGCGCGCGCGGCGGCGGCGGCGGCAGGAGGUGCUGCUGCGGCGCCCUCACGCGCGUGGACCUCCUGGUCUUCCUCCUCGCCGCGGCGCUCUGCUCCGCGUCCUACUGCCUCGGGGUAUGGCACAACAGCCGCGGCGCCGCGGACAGCCGGGUCCUGGCGCCGAGCGCCGGCGCCAACACCUACUGCGGGGACGACGCCCGCGAGCCGCUCGACUUCGAGACGCGCCACGCCGCCGAGGACGCCGGGCUCUCCGCGCCUACUACUACGGCGGCGGCGGCGGGGACGACGAGCACCCGGCGGGCGUUGCGCGGCGCCGCGGACGGCGGCGUCCGCGUCCGGCUCACGGGCGCCGUCGCCGUCCGAGCGUAGGUCCGCGCCAUGUGCACGUGGCCUCGGCGCGCGUCGCUCCGGACGUCGGAGUUGGAGCCCCCCCACCCCACGCCGUGUUCCCGGCUCCGGCGCUCGAUCCCAAUGAAGUUCCGGGGUCGUCUGUUGCAUUUGGUGGGGCGCGAGUUUACCGUCUAGUCCUUCUUGGCUGUUUUUCAGAGUUUUCGAUCAUUCCAGGGGAUUUAUGUGAACAUUUCCUUUUCCGUGA